AUGACGUAUCGAUAUGGUUUAAAUGAUAAUGAUGCGGAUGAAAAAGCGGCAGAUAAUGAUAGUGAAAAUGAUCCUGAUAAUAAUAUAGACGAAGAUGAUAAUGAUAAUGCGAAUGAAGAAGUGAAUAGUGUUAUUAUUGAAAAUGUUCCAGAUUAUAACACAGAUGAGGAUGACUAUGUUAAGGAUGAUGCGGACGAAGUUAAAGAUGAUGAAGCGGAUUACUAUUAUAUAGAUGAUGCGGAUGAUGAUACAGAUGAUGAAAUCGAACUUUGA
Messenger RNA from Dentiscutata erythropus, 273 nucleotides. NCBI's taxonomy places the organism in Eukaryota, Fungi, Glomeromycota, Glomeromycetes, Diversisporales, Gigasporaceae. The record is from the annotation of a GenBank genome assembly.